Molecule: messenger RNA, 1170 nt
Organism: Trypanosoma conorhini
Lineage: Eukaryota; Euglenozoa; Kinetoplastea; Trypanosomatida; Trypanosomatidae
Exons: 1
Coding region: 1-1170 (389 amino acids)
Source: RefSeq, a predicted model, not a curated record
AUGGCGGAGAACCCUGCAGCUGCGGCGGGGGCGCUAACGGAGCUCAACAUGGAGGAGGACAAGACACACCAUUCGCUGGUCCCAGACGAUGUCGUGAUCCGCGACUACCUGAGCUGCAUCAACGACGACACCUGGGUGCGGCACGCCGAGUUGGUGAAGCUCUCCGACCUGAAGGACACACCGCACGAGGAGGUGGCGAAGGAGGAGGUUCUCCGCAGCUACAUCGAGGAGCGGCGCAGAGGCGGGGUGGAGGUGCCACGGGAUCUCAUCAUGGAGGGCAUCCUCUGGCAGGAAAAGUUUAUGGACGAGUACAAGAAGGAGCACCGCACACAAGACAAGGAGGAGGCAUCCAACUACAAGCAGUCGUUGAUGUCAAAUUUUCGAACGAAGCGAAGUGGCCUCGCCAUCACGGCGGGUUCCACGGGGGAGCGAAAAACCUUCGAUUACAAGGCAAGACAAGCCGCUGAACCGGAAUACCCAACGGAAGCUGCCUCGAAGCAUCAUGCAGGUCAUCUGCCUUCCCAUGCAGAUGCAUCGGCAGCGCCAAACGGAUCGAAUAAUGAAAUGCCCAAUGGGACACAUGAAUUAAAAACUGGGGCCGCGGAAGCAACUGAACCGAGUCACGAAAUCAACGUAGCUGCGGCCCCGCAUCCUGCUGAACAACAGGCCCCAGCGGAGCAACAGCCGGAUCCGGCUCGCCAUGGGCAGCACACAGAACAGGCUGCACAUGAAUAUCCGACUGAAGAACAGUCCCCAGCGGAGCAACAUCCGGAUCUGGCUCACCAUGAGCAGCACACAGAACAGGCUGCACAUGAAUAUCCGACUGAAGAACAGCCCCCAGCGGAGCAACAUCCGGAUCUGGCUCAACAUGAGCAGCACACAGAACAGGCUGCACAUGAAUAUCCGACUGAAGAACAGCCCCCAGCGGAGCAGCAUCCGGAUCCGGCUCAACAUGAGCAGCAUGUUGGCCAGGACGGUGAUGUUUUGCCCAGUGAUGUAAAUCAUAACACCGCCGAGUACCCAAGCGAGGAAGGGGUCUCGACAGAGAAACUGGCUCGUGAUGAAGCGGCGACAGCUGUUGCUGCGGAGGCUCCCGCUGACGUGGGGCACCCAGUCGAGGCUGACCCUACUCAUCCUGAAGAACCUGGGGCAGCUGUGGUAGGCGACUAG